AUGAAGAGAAGACAGGAGAAAAAAAGAAAGAGCUCGGCAUUGUCCCAAGCCAAAGGAAAAGAAAAGGCUAUGCCAAAAUUUAUGCCAAAAGAAGUGAAGACGAUGCUCGACAAGAGCAAGGCAAGGUUUCGGAAGGAUGAAGAGGUUGUUUGGAGUCUAGAGGCAGUGUCCAAGUGGGAGGUCAAGAGGGAACCCGAAUGUAGCCCACUGGGGCCCACGGAGGCAGCAGAAGCGAAAGCACUGGCCGCAGGGCGCACGGCUAUCAAGGGUCUCCGAAAUCGUGAUACUUGGCAGGUCCUUUGA
This is a messenger RNA of Symbiodinium natans, 303 nucleotides long. The record is from the annotation of a GenBank genome assembly. NCBI's taxonomy places the organism in Eukaryota, Dinophyceae, Suessiales, Symbiodiniaceae.